Etheostoma cragini (Arkansas darter) is the source of this 7261-nucleotide messenger RNA. It is a transcript of the gene prr12b, whose product is annotated as proline rich 12b. The record is from RefSeq and is a predicted model, not a curated record. NCBI's taxonomy places the organism in Eukaryota, Metazoa, Chordata, Actinopteri, Perciformes, Percidae. Bases 221 to 6850 code for a protein of 2209 amino acids. Gene Ontology annotation, molecular function: DNA binding. The transcript is spliced from 14 exons.
CGUGUAUGGGGGCUCCAGGUCGUCCCACCCGGACUCCGAGCUGCUUCACCGGCAGACCUACGGCACCCCCCACCCCCUCCAGGGCUAUGCAACGAACCACCACCCAGGGAGCUCCAGACAGGGAGGGGCCUGGGGUCCUGCUGGACGCUCACUUGGCCUCUCGGGGCUAUUUGAUGCCAGCCUCCACCAUGCCGGCCCCUCUGGUCCUGACCCCUCCGUCAUGAAUCUGAUUUCGGCUCUGGAGUCGCGGGGUCCACAGCCACCCCCCUCUGCUUCCUCCCUCCUCUCUCAGUUUCGCUCUCCCUCAUGGCAGACUGCCAUGCAUACACCGGCCCCAGCGGAGCUCUUUCUUUCCGGGGCACUUCCUGGUUCCAGCUCUUUCCCCUCUUCCUCAGCCCUCUCUGCAUACCAGCAUCCUGGUUCCUUCUCUGGACGAUCCUUCACUCCCUCACUAUCCCUGCAGGACACGCCUACAUUUAGCCCGACUUCCAACAGUUUGCUAUCCCCCCAUGAUCCCCUGCUGCACAUCAAAACCCCCUCCCAGGUCAGCUUGGGCUUUGAUCGCUUGCUGUCUUCCCAGAGUGCCAACUACCGGGGCUCCCAGGAGCCCCCGGGCCCUCCUCAGACCCAAGCUCCUCCCACCUCCUCCAGUUGCCACCUGUCCCCUUCCCAGUUCAACUUAUUGUCCUCCCAGCUCCACAACCAGUCCUCCCAGCUCUAUAAUGCAUCCAUGUUCUCUUCCCCAGCAGCCCUGCUGCCCACAGCCCCCCCUCCUCCCCAGCCUCCUCCAGAGAGGACAGCGUCCCGGCAGGACAGCGUGAUCAAACAUUACCAACGCUCGUCCCCAGCUCAAUCCGCAGCACUACCCCCACAGCAAUAUGUCAGCUGUGGGGGGUCAUCAAGCUACCAGCAGAUAGCCAGUCACCACCGGCUUACUGGAUUGUCCUGCAGUCCUCUGGGGGAGCAGAGCCCAUCCUCUGACCCCAAGCCUUCACCACGGUUGGAAUCCAAGACUUAUCAACCUAUUAACCAGACCCCCUACACAUCCUCAUCCUCCAGCUCCUCAUCUGGAACUAAGGCAGCCAAGAGUUCCAGCUCCAGCAGCGGCUACUCCUCUUCAGGCUCAGCAUCAUCUUCUUCCCGUACUCCACACACUCCACCAUCAGCCUCCUCCACUUCGUCCUCCUCUAGCUCCAAGACAAGCACCGGCUCCUUGUCUGCUCCUUCUUGCCAGCAGCCCCCAGCUCAGUCAGCAACUGCCCCACCUUCUUUACCGGUUGUGUCCUCCAACCUUGUUCAACAGCCAGCACCCAAACAAUGCCUCUCCAGUUAUGGCUCUCCGCCUUUGGCCAAAUCCAGCUCAGGCCUACCAGACCAGACCCCUCUUCAGCAACAUGCCCAAUCCUAUUCGCCCAACCCGCCUCCAUCUACACACAUGACCCAGUCUUAUGGAGGCUUUAACUCACCUCAUGCCCAGGACCUGAGCUCUGGAGCAGGGGGUACUGGAGGGAAGACCUUCACUGCUACAGCCUCAGGAGGACGCUCGUUUUCUGCAGAGAUAGUCUUUGGGGACUCAAGCUUUGGUUCAACCUCUCUUAGGAGAGCAGGCAGUCCUUCCUUAGGGUAUGGGAGUGCAGGAGGAUCAGCAGUAAGUGGACCUGUAUCAGGAGCUGCAGGAUCAGGAAGCGGAUCUGCUGUGGUUGGUAAUGAAGGCAGCAGCUCUUACCACCUGCCUGAGUCUAGUCCCUCGCCCUCCAUCAAUUCUACUAUCGGUCGCACUGGGUUGCACUCUCCUGCCUCUGCUCGCCCUGCACAGUCCCCUGGAGGCUCAGGGGCCACUAAAUACUUGUCCACCGGUCUCUCGCCUGCUUUUAUGUCCCCUCCACAAGGUUUCCCUGAUACACGGCAAGUGCAGAGUCACUCCUACCACACAACACCACCUAAGCCAAAAACGGAGACCAACAUGCUGGGAGUUGAGCAUUCCCAAGAUGAGGAAGAGGAUGAUGAUGAUGAUUUCCUCAUCCACCACUUACUACAUUCCCAAGGCUCAACUCCCCAUCCUUCCCAGCAUCACCCCCCUCCUCAUCAAUUAUCCCAACCGCUUCCACAAGCUAGGGAUGGGGAAGGCAAGGGGGUGACCUUUGACAUUAACAAGAUCUCAGAAGAGCGCUACCACCUUCACAGUGUUAUUCGUACCAAUAACAUCACCAGCAGUUCAGGUCCUGGAACAGCAAUUGGUGAUGCAACAAGUGGUUUGAACACUCAUUUGGAAAUGUCACGGAAGGAACAGCAACAGGUCAAAUCAGAGUUGACCAUAUCGAAGUCCACUGCUGGAGGGGUCACUGACUCCCUUUCCCACUCCCAUCAACAACAGCAUGACUCCUUGGGCUCUGGGGUCCAUUAUGGAAGAGAGGACCCCUACACAAUGCACUCCCAUCACACCUCACACUUGUCCUCACACUCUCAGCAACACUCUCAGCAUCCCCAAAUCCCCCAGCAUUCUCGGCACACUCAACACACUGGACACACACAGCACUCCCAAAAUACUCAGCAUAGCCAUCCCCUUUCCCACUCGCACAGCCACCCUCACAUGGCGCUGAAGAAGCCUUCAGAUGAAAAUGACAAUGCCUACUUGUGUAACACACCAGAUGUGCAGCAGGCUCGACAAAGCCAGGUCCCCCAUUCCUUGAUGGAUUCACCGCAAGACCCUCCCCAGCAAACUCACAUGCUGCAAUCUGUCCUUUCUCAUACCCCUAGCACUAAAAUAGACCCCCAGCAAGCCCCUCCUCAGCAGCAGCAUCCUUUGAGCCAGCAGGCCAUGAUGGGUUCAGCUGGAGGAGCAGGGCCUGCCAUGGUGGAAUCCCACCCACAGAACCAGCCCUCACAGUUGCAACUCCAGCUCCAGACCCAGGUUAUAGAUACCCACUACAGCCUUGGAGUCCAGCCAAGAGAUCAAACCCGAGCCAGUCAGAACUCAGUGUCUCCGCUAGACAUGCUAGACCAAUCUCUUUCCCGGACGAACAGCAGAGGUAGUGGAGGAGCUCUGGACAGAACAGUAGUUGGGGUGACUGGAGGGGAGGGAGGUGCUGGAGACAGACAAAGACAGCAGCACAGACCAACACCCCACCACCAUUCCCAACAAUCCGCCUCAGCUCUCCAUGACUUCCUCUCUGAACAAGAUUUAGGCUUGUCCACCCCCUCCCACCUGCACCACCUCAACCAGCCUCAGGCCCAUGCACACCCACAUGCCCACCACCAACAGCAAGCACACAUUCACCAUCAACUGGCACAUUCUCAAUUAGCUCAACCACACUCCCACCGGAUGGCAGCAAACAUGGGAACCCCCCAACAACAGCAGCAGCCCCAACAAAGAGAGCCUGAAACUCUGUCCCACUCCCAGUUAGACCAGCUCAAACAGCACCAGUUUCAAACAGUGAGCCCAGUGGGUAAAGUAGGACAAAAUCAUGGCCCGCAGCAACAGCAUCGGUUUGCACCUCUAACAUCCAUCUGCUUUCCAGACUCGCUUCUACAUGAUGAAGACCGCACUUUCUUUCCUGAGAUGGAGGACAUGUUUUGUUCAGCUGAUUACAAGUCAAGCUGUGUGGAGAAUUCUGGGUCAGGACAGGCUGCUCAAGAAAGCCUUGGCCAGGGCCACGGGCAAGGGCGAGAGGGUAUGGAAGCCUUAAAAUCAGUAGGUGCUAGAGAGGGCUAUGAUAUGGUUGGUCAUCACAGUGAUCAAGGCUAUGGACAUUAUUGCCACAGCCUUCCAGGAACAGGAAAUGACAAUCUACACUUAGACCUUGACUCUACGAAGACCCACGAGCUUCCCUCUACUGUGAAUACUGACCAGCUUGGCCUCAUCCAGUCCCAAACACCCAAUAUGGGGAUGAGUUCAGCAGAUCAAGGGGAUGGCUCAAUCAACAAGAUGAUGGGAGCUGUAGGAGUGGGUGGAAGUUCAAAUACCGCUGGUCUGACCUCACCUAUAUUUUGUUGUACUCGACCCAAGAAACUGUUGAAGACCAGCUCAUAUCAUUUGCUUAAACAGCGGCGUGAGCCACAGUCUCUAACAAAGAAAACAUAUGCACAGGAGUACGAAUUUGAGGACGAUGAGGAUAAAGUUGAUGUUCCAGCUGAUAUUCGCCUAACCAGUCGACGCCUUCCUGACCUACUCCCUGACUUGGUCUCUAGUUGUAGAAAGGCUAGUGGGGUAUCAGGAGUAAGUGGGCUCAGUCCACCAAUGGGGGACAUGGACUUCUGCCACCCCUCCAGCUACUCUUCCCCUGGUCACCCUCCACAUAUCCUUCCCCACUAUGGUCCUAAGAAAAGAGGCAGGAAACCAACUAAACCGAAACGUGAAGGCCCUCCUCGUCCACGAGGUAGACCGCGCAUACGUCCUCUUCCAGAGCCUCCCUACUGCAGGGGGCUGAUGGGAUCAGUGCCUGGAGAAAGUAGGAGGGGUCGUGGGCGUGGACGAGGGCGAGGCAGGAGGGAGGAAGGGUUUGUUGAAAUGCAUCAAGACAUGAACAAAGCACAAAACCUGGCAUAUCAUCAGCAGCAGCAGUUCAGCCAACAGCAGCAUCUCCAACAGCAUCCACAUGACCAACACAGACAGCAGGCAGACCUCCACCAAGCACCGCACCAACAGCAACAGCACCACCUGCAUCAUCAUCAACAUCCACAGCAGCAGCAUGACUCCUGUCCUCACCUCCAACCGCAUCAUCAACAGCAUCAUCAUCAUCAACAACAACAGCAACCAUCCCAGCUGCAGCAAGAGCCAAUCACACCUAUCAAGAUCAAACUGCCCGUCUCGAGCAUGCCUCCAUCAGAAUCGUUGUUGAGGACAGACUCCCUGUCCAGCACCGAGCCAGUUCUGUCUGACGGAUCUGUGGGCUCGGCACCCUCUCUGGGCCUGAGUCCUGGACCCAGCGCUCCCAUGGACAGCAUCAGAAGUGAGGUGAACCAGACUCAAGACAAGAUGAUGAAGCAUCAGCAGAAAGCUGAAGAGGUGACGUGGAAGAAAGAAGUGGACGAUCCCCUGGAUCCUGAAGCCUGGGCUGCUGUGCACAAGCUCUCCAGUUCAGCUGAAGAGAAGUCUUUCGACUUCAAACCUGGCUUCAUGGCGUCUUUUUUGGACUUCCUGAAGACAGGCAGAAAGCAGCCAGGCCUUGAACAGGAACAUGCUGGAGGUGAGCCGGAGUCCUCUCUCAAAGGAGGAAUCAGACCCUUAUCCCCGUCUCUUCCCCCCCUAUCACCAACUCCUCCACAGCAGCAGCCUCCAGGAGCCUUCAGCGAGGGAGGGCAGGGCGGGGGGGCCUCCCCUCCAGUCCUCCCGUCCCCACCCCUCUCCAGCUUUCCCCUGGGCCAGUCCAUUCCUCCUCCAUCCACCACCCCUCCUCCAUCCUCCUCUGAUCCGGACCAGGAGCCUGAAGCUGAGCAGCCUUCUCCCUCAUCCCCCGCCUCUUCCUCACCCUCUUCAUCAUCCUCUCCCCCACCAUCCCCUCCAACCCCAGAAGAGGCCCCAGCAUCCCAGCGUCUCACCUCCCUCCACCUGGCGAAGAAGCAGGCUGAUGCCGCCAUAGCUGGGGAGAGCGAGGAGGAGGACAGUGAGAGCGGAGGCGAGGGAAUCUUCCGUGAAAGGGACGAGUUUGUGGUCCGGACUGAGGACAUUGGGACGCUUAAGAUGGCCUUGCAGACUGGCCGGGAGCCCCCGCCCAUCUGGAGGGUGCAAAAAGCCUUGCUCCAGAAGUUCAGUCCAGAGAUUAAAGAUGGGCAGCGGCAGUUCUGUGCAACCAGUAAUUAUCUGGGUUAUUUCGGUGAUGCCAAAAUGUGCUACCAGCGUCUGUAUGUCAAGUUCUUGGAGAACGUCAACAAGAAAGAUUACGUCAGAGUGUGUUCUCGGAAGCCGUGGCACAGAGCUGGCCUCGCACUGAGACGCCAGUCACUUCCCAAACAGCUGCACAAUCCAACCCCCCCCCGGCUGGAUCGAGACGACAAGGAGAGACAGAGAGAGAGAGAGCUGAAGGAGCAGAGAGAACGAGAACAACGAGAGAGGGAGCACAGGGAGAAAGUAGAAAAGGAACAUAGGGAGAGAGAGAGGAGAGAGAAAGAGGAGAGAGAAGAAAAGGGAGAGAAACAGGAGAUGAAGCAAAAAGAGAGUGACAGGAAAGAAAUAGAGGACAUGGAAAGGAAAAAAGAGGACAGAGAGCAAAAGGAGCGUAGAGAGAAGGAGAAAGAAAAGGAAUGGGAGAGUGAAAGAAGGGAGGAGCAGAAAGGGAAGGAGAGAAGAGAAAAAGAGCAAGCAGACAGGGAGAGAAGGGAAUAUGAUAGAGAGCUGAAAGAGAGGGAGAGACAGCCUCUUCUUCUGCUCACUGAGCAGGCUGUCGAUCUUCCUCACGGGGGGGAGAGAGAAAGGGAGGAGCGGAGGGAGAAAGCAGACACAUUGUUGUACUUUGCAUGCUCUGAAUCUACUCGGCUCUCCUCUCUCCAGGAGGCGUUGCAUAUCUUCCCCAAAAUGAUGGCAGACCCGCUGGACUCUGGAGCGGUCAAAGUUCACCUCGGGGGGGAGGGUUACAACCGCAAAACCCUCAACCGGGUCAAGAGGAGUGUUCCUAAGCAACAGGAUCUGAAGCUCUCGAUAGAAACUUGCCGGCUCUACAGUCUGUAUCAUUCCCUCCACCACUACAAGUAUCACACCUUCUUACACUGCAAGAAAGAGACGGACAGCAUCGAGCAGGCGGCCGAGGACCCCGGUCAGGAGGAGGUGGUCCAGCAGUGCAUGGCCAACCAGGGCUGGCUGGAGAGCCUCUUCAACUCCUUCAUGGAGCUCCUCAGCCUCAGUGCCCAGGCCUGAGGGCCCCCCCGCCGCAGUGUGGAGCAGAUCCAGGCCCCCCCAGUCCCAGGGCAGAGAGUGUCCGGAUGCUGGCAGCGCCGUGGUUAUGGCCAGGACAGCCACUGUCUGUUUGUUUGUUGGAGAUUUAACUUUUAAAGUGUUGGUUUUUAACAUUAAGUCCUUUUUAAAGUACCUCUUGAUUUGAAGACGGAGGGCAGUGAACUAUGUGAAUGUGAUGGAUCUUCCUCAAAAGUCGACAAGAAACCACAAGAUCAUGUUGGUCAGCACUAAAAAAAGAGACACACACACACACGCUGUCUAGAAGUGUGUAUUAACAUGGUUUGUAUAAUUUAUACAAGGACAUUUCCAAAAAGGACUGUAUUAAGAUGGAGUUGUUUGCCGUUGUUAUUAAAAAAAAAUGUUUUAAAGGGA